Messenger RNA from Musca domestica (house fly), 2493 nucleotides. Its product is annotated as DNA mismatch repair protein Mlh1-like. Gene Ontology annotation, biological process: mismatch repair. Gene Ontology annotation, cellular component: MutLalpha complex. The transcript has 5 exons. Gene Ontology annotation, molecular function: ATP-dependent DNA damage sensor activity; ATP hydrolysis activity; mismatched DNA binding. The record is from RefSeq and is a predicted model, not a curated record. Lineage: Eukaryota; Metazoa; Arthropoda; Insecta; Diptera; Muscidae. Bases 311 to 2332 code for a protein of 673 amino acids.
UCUUCAUCUUUAUCUCCAUUUGCUCCCAAUUUCAUUUUUCUUUAAGAGAUGCCAUAUUGGCGUUUGAUAACCUUCAUGUCCUUCUUGGAAGCGCGGGUUGUUCACGAUUUGUUUGAUGAUUAUAUAUAAAUUUAAUUAAUUGGCGCUGAUAUUCAUUAAAUGUUUAACAUUUUUGCAAAAGCAAAAAAAGCACUGGCAUAUUGGAUGCAUAAGAGGAAGGUUAUUAUAUUGGCUAUAUAGGAAUUGCACAUUUGGAUUAAGUAUUCUAAUUCUGGAAGACGUCGUCAUAUUACGAUAAGUAUCUCGAAACAUGGCAGAACCAGGAAUCAUCAAAAAACUAGAUGAAGUUGUAGUGAAUCGCAUAGCUGCCGGUGAAAUUAUACAAAGGCCUGCAAAUGCUUUAAAGGAAUUGCUGGAAAACAGUUUGGAUGCCAAAUCAACUGUUAUACAAGUCACCGUAAAAUCUGGAGGACUAAAACUCUUACAAAUCCAAGACAAUGGUACGGGCAUAAGAAGAGAGGACAUGGCCAUAGUUUGCGAAAGAUUCACUACCUCAAAACUAACGAGCUUUGAGGAUCUUACUAACAUAGCCACAUUUGGUUUUCGUGGAGAGGCAUUAGCUAGCAUGAGUCAUGUGGCCCAUUUAACCAUACAGACCAAGACCGCCAAAGAAAAAUGUGCAUACAAGGCAUCUUAUGAAGAUGGUAAGCUAAAAGCUCCACCAAAACCUUGUGCUGGAAAUCAGGGUACCAUAAUAACCAUUGAAGACCUGUUUUACAACAUGCCACAAAGAAAGCAGGCCCUCAAGUCACCCAAUGAAGAGUUUCAAAGAAUAUCCAAUGUUAUGUCCAAGUAUGCCAUACAUAAUUCAAAGGUGGGCUUCACAUUGAAACGUUAUGGCGAACAGCCGUCGAUAAAAACACCACCAAACAGUAGCCAACAGACAAAUAUUGAGAUAUUAUAUGGAGCUUCCAUAGCCAAGGAGUUGUUGCCGGUUGAGUUGAAAGACGACGUACAUAAAUUCCAAAUGAAAGGAUACAUUACAAAAGUAAAUUACAGUUCAAAGAAGGCAAUUACGUUGUUCUUCAUUAAUCAUCGGCUUGUGGAAGUGUCAUCUUUGAAAACCGCCCUUGAUAAUGUAUACAGUACGUAUUUGCCCCGAGGAAUGCACCCGUUCGCCUACAUAAGCCUGGAAAUAAAUCCAUCCAAUAUUGAUGUCAAUGUCCAUCCCACAAAGCAUGAAGUUCAUUUUCUCUACGAAGAUGAAAUUGUAGAAAAAAUCAAACAAACUCUGGAAGCCCAACUGCUGGGCAGCAAUGAAACUCGAACAUUUUAUAAACAAUUAAAAAUGCCCGGGGCCUCUGAAUCCCCAGGUGACGGCAAAGAACAUGAUAGCACUUUGAAAAGUGUUAAUGGCGAAAGAAUAAAUCCCCAAAAUAUGAUCAGAACUGAUAGCAAAGAACAGAGUAUGUACAAAUUUUUACAUGUCGAAGGGGUUAAACUAAAUGAUUCUGGUUGUUCGAUGACUUUGAGUGGUGCCAGUUCAACAUCUACAGCGGCUGAGGAGAGUUUUCGCGAGGUUGCCAAGAGAAAAACCAAAGAAGUCAAACUUACAAGCAUCCUAAAUAUGCAAAAGAAAAUAGAAGACAGUUGUUCGGUUGAAAUGCGAAAAAUGAUCAAGGAGUUGGUUUUUGUGGGUGUUGUGGACAAGCAGUUUGCCCUGUUUCAACAUGAGACCAGGCUUUAUAUGGGAGAUACAAUUAAGCUAAGUGAAGAACUAUUUUAUCAACGUCUGCUGUACGAGUUUGAAAAUCACCAAAUUAUCAGUAUUAAGCCAGAACCGUUGCCAGUAAAAGAUUUGAUCAAAUUAGCUUUAGAUACACCAGAAAGUGGUUGGACCGAAGAAGAUGGUGACAAAGAAGAAUUAGCCCAAAGAGCCUCAGAAAUACUGAUCGAAAAGUCACCGAUAAUGCGUGAAUAUUUUUCAAUGAAUAUCAAUAGCAACGGCGAAUUAGAGACCAUACCUUGCUUGAUUACUCAGCAUAUGCCGAGUAAAGUAUUUUUACCUAUCUACCUGUUAAGAUUGGCCACGGAAGUUGAAUGGGAAGUGGAGGAGGAAUGUUUCGAAACAUUUUGUCGGGAAACGGCACGUUAUUAUGCAAAGGUCUCAGAGGUUGAACUUCAAGAAAUGCCAAAGCAACAUCAUUGGGUAACUGAGCACGUAAUUUAUUCGGCAUUUAAGAAAUAUUUGCUUCCGCCAAGUCGCCUGAGGAAACAUGUUUAUGAGCUGGCCAAUUUGCCGGCCCUCUAUCGCGUUUUUGAAAGGUGUUGAUAUGUAUAUUUUAAAAUUCGUUCGUCCUACAAUGCAUGUAAAUUCUACUUAAUGUAACUGUAAUUUUUUUAAUCUAUUUUUAUUUAUCAAAUAUUUUCAAAGGGAUUAAUAAAUACCUUUUGAUGUAAAUGAAAAUUUCAUCUGGAGACAGACUGACAUAA